Molecule: messenger RNA, 1123 nt
Organism: Protobothrops mucrosquamatus (brown spotted pit viper)
Lineage: Eukaryota; Metazoa; Chordata; Lepidosauria; Squamata; Viperidae
Product: vomeronasal type-2 receptor 26
Exons: 2
Coding region: 91-1008 (305 amino acids)
Biological process (GO): G protein-coupled receptor signaling pathway
Cellular component (GO): membrane
Molecular function (GO): G protein-coupled receptor activity
Source: RefSeq, a predicted model, not a curated record
UGUAAUGACCCUUGUCCUCUUGGAAAAAGAAAGAACAAGAUCGAAGGGCGGAAAUUUUGCUGCUACACUUGUGCUCCGUGUCCAGAAAAGAUGAUAUCCACACAGAUGGAUAUGGAGAAUUGUGGCAGUUGUUCAGAAGAUCAAUUUCCAAAUCAAGCUCACAAUAAGUGCAUUCCAAAGAGACUGAAUUACCUCUCCUUCAAAGAGCCACUAGGGAUUACUCUAGUGUCUCUGGCUCUUUUCCUUUCCUUCUGCACAGGUCUUGUACUUGCAAUUUUCAUUAAACAAUGGAACACUCCCAUUGUUAAAGACAACAAUCGCAAUCUCACCUAUAUUCUACUUAUCACUCUCUUUCUCUGCUUUCUUUGCUCACUUCUGUUCAUUGGGCAGACCAAUAGGGCAACUUGUUUCCUCCGACAAACAUCAUUUGGCAUCAUCUUCUCUAUUGCAAUCUCUUCUCUAUUUGCCAAAACUAUCACAGUUGUUGUAGCAUUCCUAGCAUCAAAGCCAGGAAACCUAUUCCACAAAUGGGUGGGACAAAGGUUGGCCUAUUCUAUUAUCUGCUUCUUCUCGUUCAUUCAAGUUGGUAUUUGUGCCAUCUGGCUGAGUACUUCUCCCCCAUUUCCAGAUUUGGACAUGGAGACACUCCUUGAAGAAAUCAUCGUAGAAUGUCAUGAAGGCUCCAUCACCAUGUUUUACUGUGUCUUAGGCUACAUGGGCCUCUUGGCUCUUCUCAGCUUCACUGUGGCUUUCCUAGCCAGGAGGUUACCAGACAGUUUCAACGAAGCCAAGUUCAUCACUUUCAGCAUGUUGGUUUUCUGCAGUGUUUGGUUGACCUUUGUCCCCACCUACCUGAGUACCAAAGGGAAGUACAUGGUGGCCGUGGAGAUUUUCUCUAUCCUGUCUUCUGGUGGUGGUUUACUGGGAUGUAUUUUCACCCCCAAAAUCUAUAUAAUUAUAUGGAGGCCUGAUCUCAACACUAGGGAGCAUUUAGUACAAAAGAAAUAAAAAAGGAAUAAAAUUUAAUUUUGAACAAGCAAAUACUAUUUGGAUUUUUCUCUUUCAAUAUAAAAUUUUUAUUGUUUUCCAAAAAAGAAAAAAACAUCACAAGUAUUACACAAUA